Molecule: messenger RNA, 978 nt
Organism: Capsaspora owczarzaki ATCC 30864
Lineage: Eukaryota; Filasterea; Ministeriida; Capsasporidae
Exons: 1
Coding region: 1-978 (325 amino acids)
Source: RefSeq, a predicted model, not a curated record
AUGUCAGUGCACAAAUGCCAUUUGCUGGCUGACUUGCUCUGUGUCUCUUGCGAGCGCAGACUUGUCCGAUCGCAAACAAAAACUGUCAUUCGAAAUGCGAGAUCGCGCCAUUUUUUUUUUUUUUUUUUUUUGGCGUUUCUUCUUUGGAAGCGUUCUGGUGAGCUGAGCUGGCCUUUGUUCGUUGCAACACGACCCACCAUGAUAUCGAAUCAGUGGACCUCGAACACGCCACAAGGAACGCGCAACUUCAUCAAAACGACGCAACAAAGCACACUUCAAAAAUCCAUGAAAGGAAACUUACGAGCAGCACGAGACUUUUUAGCUGUGUUUCUUAGCAUCCCAGCAACACAUUCUGAGCAAUCUGGACAAUCAAACAAAAACGAUAAAAAAGAAAAACAAUGCGAUUCAACAACACCCCCCCCCUUGUACCACCCCCGUGUUUCAUGCACACCUUCACAAAGUAACAACAGUGUUACUCGAGACGUCUCGCGCAAAAACAAAAGAAAACAACUCAGAACAACCACUGAUCGUUUUUCAUCGUGUUUGGUGUUGAACCGAGCGUCUCGUUACCUUCGAGGGGCGACGAUGGUCUCUGCAACAAUCAACAACCAGAGUUUUGGUCUCGUGCCAGAGCUUUUGGGGGAUUUUUGCAGUCGCUGUGUCUCUCAGCGUCGGGGUAGCUGUUCAGUUACCAGAAAUGUUGACAGUGUCGAGUUAUUCUGCUUUGGAUUUUCCACAACCGCUGGCGAGAGAGCACCCUCCUUACCAACUUACCAUUUCAAAAAGCAAACACAAAAACUUCAAUCGCAAACCAAUGAUACAACUGACAAAAAGCCUCGUUUGUUGCAGAGCUCUUGCUGUAAAACAAUCCAUUCUGAGCGGCGAUUUGGCUUCCAAUGUUAUUCUCCAGCGGUGCGAUGGGGUUUGAUCGCUUGCACAGCGCCGCACGAGCUGUUGGUCAGUCGUGUGAGUUUUUGA